AGUCAGUUUUGAAAUGUACGAAAACAAUGCACCAUGACCAUACUAAUAGAAUUUUCCUUAAUUACAACUCCCUCCUUGAGAGAUAUCUACUCUACUCUCUUUCAUCUUAUGUUAAAAUACACACUCCUCUUUCGACGCAGAUAAUGAAAAUGUUGUAACUGAAACUUGGAUAGCAAAUUCUACACUUUGAAUCUCCACUUUCCUGCCGACACUCCAAGCGCACGUUAGCGAUGGAGUCUCUCUUCGACGCAAUCAACAUUCACGAUCUUCUCUCAGCACAAGAUCUCUCCGACCGAAACUCUCCUCUCUCAGCACCCGAUCUCCGUCUUCUCAUCGACCGUGUCGAGUCUCACUCUCUUCAGAUCCGAUCACAGGUACAAUCCUACCUCGCCUCACACCACGACGACUUCGCAAGCCUCUUUUCUCUAUGCAACGACGCCGUUUUACAGACUGUUAAGGUUUCCGAUGAUCUCACCGGUGUGUUACGGUUGGUCUCCGAGCGUCCCGCGGAUGUCGAGGUGCGAGAAGUUGUGGACGAAAUGAAGUCAAAAAGUGAGGAAUUGAAGGUGAAGAGAGAGCUGUUAGGGUUGGUUGGAACAAUUGUGAGUUUGAAUCAGAGGUUGGAAAGUGUGAAAGAAGCGUUGAAGAAUGGGAAGUUUCAGUUUGCUGCUGAAGGAUUGAAGGAGUUAAAGGUUGCGUUGAGAAUUGGUGAUGAAGAUGAUAGGGAACCAUUGGUGUAUGGUUUGUUGAGAAAUGAAUGGUCUCAGUGUUUUGAAGAGAUUCAAGAGCUCCUUGUGAAGUUUAUGGAAAAGGCUGUGCGGUUUGAUGGGGACUUGAAUCAAAUAGAAGUCAAAUAUCAUUUAGAAGUUCAUAAUUUGAGUGGGAUUCAGCUGCAAAUGGUUUUGGAAGCAAUGGAGGUGGUUGGUAUUCUAGAGUAUGGGCUUGCUAAAGUUGCUGAUUUGAUGAUCAAGUAUGUCAUCACACCUUUCAUUAAUCGUGGACAACCUCUUUCAUUUCUAGAGGAAUCGGAUCAAGAUUCAGCUGUACUGAAGAUAGUUCCAUCACCAGAGAGUAAGCUUGAGUAUUUGGAUGGGGAGCUUCUCUAUUCAGGGAUUGUGCUUUUUAUCAAAUUUUUUUAUAGAAGUAUUUGCUUCCAGAACGGUUCCUGGAUCCGAACUUUUGGACGUUUGACAUGGCCUAGAAUAUCAGAGCUAAUAAUAUCAAGCUUUCUUUCAAAGGUUGUUCCAACAGAUGCAUCAAAACUACCCGACUUUCAGAAGAUUAUCAAAUGUACAUCUGAUUUUGAAACAGCUUUAAAAGAGCUCAUGUUCAUUUCAUCAGAUGACAAGGAUAACAGGCUGAGCAAUUUUGCUGAAAAUGUCGAGGUUCACUUCGCAUUUAAGAAAAAGGCAGAGAUCUUGGCUAAAGCUAGAAAUCUGCUCCUAGAAUGUGACUUUUCCAUACCUCAAGAGUAUACAAGGGAUGGUUCUAUUUGGAAGAAUGAGGGAACUUCCACCCUGUCAUCCAGCCAUGUGGUAGAUUUGAUUUUCUUAUCAGAGAGGUGUUUGGUAUCCAAAGCAGCCAAACAAUUGAUGGAACUAAUUCAUCAGACACUGCAGGAUGUCUGCCUGUCAUCUACAAGAGUUGCUGUGGAAUUUUAUCAUGCAGCUAGAGAUGCUAUACUUCUUUAUGAAGUAGUAGUCCCUGUCAAGCUAGAGAGGCAGCUUGGUGGCAUCAAUCAAGUAGCUGUUCUGAUGCAUAAUGACUGUCUUUAUCUUUCCCAAGAGAUACUUGGAUUUGCAUUUGAGUAUCGAACAGAUUUUCCAAGUUCGAUGAAAGAGCAUGCUGUGUUUGCUGAUUUGGCUCCAAGAUUUCUGCUUUUGGCAGAAGAUAUAUUGCAGAGACAAGUUCACCUUGUUAUUUAUAACUUGAAGGAGGCUAUAGACAGUGCUGAUGGAUUUCAGAAUACUCAUCAAAUGCAACAAUUUGAGUCCGCUAAAUUCAGCAUUGACCAGGUUGUUUUCAUUCUUGAAAAAGUGCAUAUCAUAUGGGAGCCACUUUUGCUUCCUUCAACUUACAGGAAAAGCAUGUGUACAGUAUUAGAGUCAGUUUUCUCUAGAAUCGCAAGAGAUAUACUUCUCAUAGAUGACAUGGCUGCAGAAGAGACUUUACAGUUACAAAGACUAAUCCAUUUAAUGCUGGAAAGCCUAUCAUCUUUAUUUGAGUCCUUGGCCACUGGUGAUCCAAAUUCGCACGAGUUCUCUGCAGAGUCUCUUGAAAAUCUUAUCCCAUCUUUACGCAAAAUCCGCAAACUAUCAGAAUUAUUAGAUAUGCCUUUAAAAUCCAUUACAGCAUCUUGGGAGAAUAAAGAAUUGCUCAGCUGUGGCUUUACUAUCACGGAGGUGGAAGAUUUCAUAAAAGCUAUAUUUGCAGACUCACCUUUAAGAAAAGAUUGUUUACGGAGGAUACAAAAUGCGAACUUUUAGGAUACUUCUAACUUCCUACAUGAUACAUAAAUCUUAAACUACUCUGGAGGCUGGGAUUAAAAAGUCGGAUGAUGAUCCCUCCGAGGCAAAAACAUGUUAGUUUGAGCUAGCUUUCCAAAUAUUGCAGGUUGCAGAAAGUUAGUGUUCCGAGCAAAAUCAUGCUGAUAAUUUUCUGUCGAGGAGCAAACAUGUGAUUAGUGCAUGCAUAUUUGAGCAUAGUUUCUGCUACACCCUAAUUUGUUAUCCAGUAAUGGCAAGCAUAUUAGGAUAUCAACUUUUGGUAGAUAUAUAUGUAAUAUUUACCACUAAGAGGCAUGGUAUCAGUGAGACUAUUUUUAGAUCCAGAUACAUAAAACAAUUGUAGCUCAAAUUUUGGAAAUGACAUUUUUUUUUUCGAGUUAAA
Molecule: messenger RNA, 2889 nt
Organism: Trifolium pratense (red clover)
Lineage: Eukaryota; Viridiplantae; Streptophyta; Magnoliopsida; Fabales; Fabaceae
Product: centromere/kinetochore protein zw10 homolog
Exons: 14
Coding region: 231-2486 (751 amino acids)
Biological process (GO): endoplasmic reticulum to Golgi vesicle-mediated transport; mitotic cell cycle; mitotic spindle assembly checkpoint signaling
Cellular component (GO): RZZ complex; nucleus; chromosome, centromeric region
Source: RefSeq, a predicted model, not a curated record